Molecule: messenger RNA, 4339 nt
Organism: Hydra vulgaris (swiftwater hydra)
Lineage: Eukaryota; Metazoa; Cnidaria; Hydrozoa; Anthoathecata; Hydridae
Product: ATP-dependent DNA helicase Q4
Biological process (GO): DNA replication; double-strand break repair via homologous recombination
Cellular component (GO): cytoplasm; nucleus; chromosome
Molecular function (GO): ATP binding; zinc ion binding; 3'-5' DNA helicase activity
Source: RefSeq, a predicted model, not a curated record
UUUGUAUUUUUCAGAAAGUAAACAAUAAGUUUAAUUAAAAUAAGUUUUAAUUGGCUUAAAAUUAUGAUAAAAAUGAAAUAAAGUAUGAGAUUAAAGUAUUAAAUUAGAAAAGAAACUUAACUAUGGAUAAAUUAGAAAAAGACCUUAUCUCACUAAAACAAGAAUUAAAAUGCUGGGAAUCAAUGUUUACAAGGAAAUAUGGAAGAAAACCUUCAAAGAAAGAUAUUGAUGAGAGUGCUGCUGAGAUAAAAGAUUCAUACAUAGCAUAUUCAGUUUUAAAAAAAAAGAAGCAUGAAAGUGAUAAAAAAAGUCCUAACAGUAUAGAAAAUAAUGAUGAUGUAUUUGGAGCAAAUCUUUUAAAAAAACCCAUUAGUGAAAUAAAGCCACAAAAAUCAUUAAAAAUAAAAGAUAUUCAUUAUGAAAGAAGACCUAUAUUUAAAAAAAAUAAAAUUGUUGAAACAGACAAACUGGAAUCUGCUGAAAUUGUUUUUGAGGAGCCAACUAAAAAUGAGCAACCUGUAAUGGCUUUUGAAAUUGAAAACAAAAUAAAUAUUCCUGGCGAAAGUAUAAACAGAAAAUCAAUAUCAGCAUUGAGAAAACGUCAGUCAUUGUUUACUAAUUACUCAAAGCUCUCAGUUGAUUGGUUAAAUAACUCCAAUGAUUUAGCCAAUAAAAAUGAUGAAAUACAUAUGUGUAAUGAUGAAACAGGUAUAAAAUGUGCAAGAAAUCCAUCAGCCAAUACACAAAAUAAUUUUUUCAAAUGCAAAGAUAUAUCAUCCUCUGGAAAUAACUUAUUUAAUAAAAGUUUUGACCAAUCAGAUGUUUUUGUUGAAACAAGUUUUAAAUCAACUUUUGACCAAUCUUUGCUUCAUUCAAAUGAUUCUAUUUCUACUAUGUCUCCAAUAAAAACGGAUUCAAAUUCAGAUUGUUUGUUAGGAUUAAAAACAGCAGAAUCGAUCAGAACAAAUGAGUCUGAUAGAAAAUAUACAUUAAGAUCCAAAAAGAAUAACAUAAAUAGUGAAGUGUGUGACAGGAAUAUUAGUAAUGAAUUUUGUGAUAGAAAUAAUUUUGCAAGUCAAAAAAAUGGCACAACUAGUGAAGUUUAUGACAAAAAUGAAAACAGUGAAAAAGUUGAAGAAAAAAAGAAGAUUAAAGAUUCUGAGUUGCUAAGUAAUAUAGAUAAAAAUAAAAAGUUGGAAGAAGAAGUUAAAAAAAAUUUCAAUCAAAAUUUGAAUGCUAUUGAAAAAAAGGUGAAAAGAAAAAGAACCGAAACAGAUGCAGAUGAAGAAAAUGUUGAUCCUAAAUCAAAGAAGAUUAAAAUUAAAAAAGUUAAUGCUAAAAGGUUGGUAAGUGACAAUUUUGUAAAAAUUGAUAUAAAAAAAAAGACUUACGUGCGAGCUGUUAAAAAAUUAACUGGAGCACAAUAUAAAAGAAAGCAAUGGAAACAAAAAACAUCUUUUGAGCAGCCAAGUAAAAAAGGUUGGCAGGUAAUUGGCUACAAAAAGACCUGUUUUAAGUGUGGAGGAGAAGGUCACUGGGCAAAAUUCUGCCGUGGGUUAAAAAAAGUUGAUCCUUUCAGCAAACUUGAUGCAGAAAAGCAGGACUUUGAAAAUCUUGAAGACAACAAGCAAAGUUGUUUUACUUUUAUGGAAAACAACAUAGAAAAUGAAGUAAACAAUACAAAGAAGAAAUUUUCUAUGGAAGCAGAUGUAAUGAAUAUUGAACCAAUUUGGCCUCGAGAACCAUAUGUUGAUGAACCCUGCACAACAGUUAAUGAAUGUUUAAUCCCACCUGUUGAUGGAAAGCCAAGUUUAGAAGCUUAUGACUAUGUAAAAAAUGAACUCAAGGUGUUUGGCUUUGAAUCAUUUCGUGUUGGUCAACAUGAAGCCAUUGCAAGAAUUGUUUCUGGUUUGUCCACCUUAGUUAUUUUAUCAACUGGUUCUGGAAAGUCAUUAUGUUACCAAUUGCCAGCUUUUUUAUAUUAUAAGCAAAAAAAGUAUUUGACAAUAGUUGUAUCACCAUUAGUUGCUUUGAUGCAGGAUCAGGUUGCAAGUCUCCCACCAUUUCUCCCAGGUGCAUGUUUAAACAGUAGCAUGACAAAGCUUCAGCAAAAACGUGUUAUUGAAAAAGUUAAAAAUGGUAAGAUAGCUGUACUACUGAUUUCACCAGAAACACUUGUAUCUGGUGGAUUUGGAUCAGGAAUUCUUCCUUCAAAAUCAUCUUUGCCACCAAUUGCAUUUGCAUGUAUUGAUGAAGCACAUUGUCUUUCGGAAUGGUCACAUAAUUUUAGGCCAUCUUACCUAAAAGUGUGCAAGGUUCUUCGCGAACGUUAUAAUAUUAGCAAUUUGUUGGGAAUCACAGCCACUGCUUCUCAUGCAACAGCGAUAUCUGUAAUGCAACAUUUAGAAAUUCCUUUAGAAGGUUCUAUAAUAAGAGAUCCUCAUCCAAUACCUCCUAAUUUGCACAUUACCGCUUCUAGAGAUUGCAAUAGAGACGAGGCUUUAACUGAAUUACUACAGAUGAAGCCAUUUUUAUCUUGUGAUUCCAUCAUUAUUUACGUAACUCGUCGUACGGACGCAGACAGGUUAGCUUCUAUGCUGAGAACAAGCCUUCCAGCUAAACAUACCGACGAAAACGUGCAAAAUCAAAAAGAUGCUACGAUACUGAAGGGUAAAAAAAAAAAUGCGAAAAAACCAUUUUGGUGGAACAUCGAAUCUUACCACGCUGGUUUAAAACCCUCCCAACGUCGUCAAGUUCAAAUAAAUUUUAUGUCUGGAGACUUAAGAAUUGUUGUUGCUACUGUUGCAUUUGGAAUGGGUUUAGAUAAAUCGGAUGUGCGUGCUGUAAUUCAUUAUAACAUGCCUAGCAGCUUUGAAAAUUACGUUCAAGAAAUAGGACGUGCAGGUCGGGAUGGAAAACCAUCAUAUGUUCAUGUGUUUCUUGAUGAUGAUGGGAAUGACCUUUACGAGUUGCGACGUCAUAUCUAUGGAAACACAGUUGAUCGAAGUACAAUUCAAAAGUUUGUUGAUAUUGCUUUCCCACCAUGUAAAUGUGAAGAGUUAUGUGCAAAACACGAGGUUUUAAAUUCUAACAAUCAAGAAAACAUAGAAAAGAUGUCAGUGGAUGAAAUCAAUGAGAUGUUUUCAGCUGAAUUUUGCAGUCAAAUGAUUAAUGACUGCUCUUUGAUCGAAGAUGUACAAAUAAAUAAAUGCUGUUACGAAGAGAACGUUGAAGAUAAGGUUAACACAAAUGUGUGUAACGAAGCGCGACUUAAAAGUGAUAUAAAAAACAAUGUUUGCUCAGGUCACCGCGUUACCUUUAAUAUAGAUAGCACUGUUCAAGCUCUUGAUAUGCCAGAAGUUAACAUUGCAACAUUAAUGGCGUAUUUAGAACUUCACCCUAAACGUUGGCUAAAAGUUUUAAAUCCAUUACGAGACUGGUGUUCAGUCAAAUGUUAUGGGGGACCUGAACAAUUUCAAUUACUGGCUAAGAGAUUUGCUCCUAUUGCUUUGGCUAUAAAAAGUCUACCAAAAGAUCAGCUACGCAAUAUCAAUGAAAUGAGAAGUAUUGAUUUCAGUUUUGCGGAAAUUGCUGAUCAGAUGUGUUGGGAUGUUUUAACUGUAUCUCGUGAGGUUCGCUAUCUCCAAUGGAACAUGUCGUUUGCACUUGAUGCGCCUUUGAACACAACGGGAAACUCUGGUGUCAUAGUUGAAUGUGAUCAGCUUUCAUUUCACAUUUUAACUGCUUCCGGUUUAAGCAAUGCCGAUAAAGACGAAAUAUGCGACUAUUUACACGAGAGUACAACAAGACAAGAGGAACAAAGAGUUUUGCAAUUAGAUGCGUUAUAUAACUUAUUUCGAGAUUUGUCUGAAGAAAACUAUUACGAAUUGAAGAGUGAUAUUCGCGUUGACAGUAAAGCUCGUUCUUCUAUUAGUGAUUAUUUUCUUUGUAGCGCUGAGCAACAGUUAGCUAUUUUAAAAGAAAUGUGCUCGUGUGAUCUUAAAGUAAAAACAUCAAACCGUCGAUGGAAUGCUAUAUCAAGUGAUAUUAGUUCCUUGUUAUGUGCUUAUCCAGAUCAGAACUUUACCGGUCGAGCUAUUGCACGUAUAUUUCAAGGUAUUGAUAGCCCUUGUUAUCCUGCGUGGUCUAUAGGAAGUGAUAAACGAUUCUGGAGGCAAUACCUUGAUGUUGAUUUUAAUGAGUUACGUAACUUUUGCGGCCUUGAGCUUGUUAAAUAUAGGCGUCGCUAAUAUACUAUUUUAUAAAUAACACAAAACAAUUAAAAAAAUUGUUAUAGUUAACUAGGGUAAUAAAUUAUUUAAAACUGUUUUUUUUUGUU